UGGAUUAAGCUACUUCAGUAUUGUGAAAGUGCAGUAGGAUAACAGUCUUUUUUAAUCAACAAAAAAAAAAAAAAAAUUUUUUCUUGCUUUUUGAUAGUCUUUAAUUGACAAUAUGGAAGCACUAAUUUUUGAACUUAAAACUAAAACACUUGCUUAUAAAAAAUCGCCAAAUAUUCUCAAACCCGUUAACGAUGAAAUUCUCGUUAAAGUUGCAUAUUCCGGAAUUUGUGGCACUGAUCUUCAUAUUUUAAAAGGAGAGUUUCCAUGUAAUGAUUCUGUACCAUUUACACCGGGUCAUGAAUUUGUUGGCACUGUUCAGGCAAUUGGUCCACAAGUAAAAACAUUUAAAAUUGGAGACAGAGUGGCCGUCGAUCCAAAUAGUGGUUGUAAUUUAUGCAAAUGCUGUCACACUGGUAUUUAUCAUCAUUGCAGUACCGGGGGGAUUAAUAAUACCAUUGGCAUCUUUAGAAAUGGAGGAUGGUCCUCACAUGCUGUGGUUCCCGAAUCUCAGGUCUACCUUUUGCCAGAGGAUGUUGAAAUGUCCCUGGCAGCUCUCAGCGAACCACUCUCGUGUUUGGCGCAUGGAUGGGAUAUUGUUAAUCCUUUGAAAGUUGGUGCCAAUGUUCUUGUUUCUGGUGCAGGAAUUAUUGGCCUUUUAUGGGCCUCUGUACUUCAUUUACAUGGCUUGAGAAAAACUGUCACUAUAUCUGAACCACAGGAGAGACGAAGAGAAAUUUUUCAAAAAAUGAAUCUUGAUUACAAAGUGAAAAGUCCAUCAGAACUAACGGAAACCGAUUGUUUUUGCAUUGCCAUUGAUUGCAGUGGUUCAGGUCCUGCAAUGGAAACUGCAGUGAAACAUUUGUCUCCUGGUGGACGUUUAUGCAUUUUUGGCUGUGCAAGUCCAAAAGCAAAAAUUUGCAUUGAACCCUUCCAGGUUUACAAAAAGGAACUGAAAAUAAUGGGCGUCAAUAUAAAUCCCUACACAUUCAGUCAAGGAAUAUCCCUUGUGCAGGCAAUGGGCAAUAAAUAUUUAUCAUUCGAAAAACUUGGAAUUAAAACAUUCAAAUUAAGUGAAUAUCGUGAAGCAAUGGCUGCACUAAAAAGUGGCGAAAUUAGCAAAGCUAUUUUUAAAUUUUGAAAAUAUUUUUUUUUUAAUUCAGAGGUAAUUAAAUUUUUUUUUUUUUAAUGGAAUAUUUGAAGAGCGGGCAUUUUUUUCUCUUCAUUUAAAACUGGACAAUUAUAGAGAAGUUUUUAAUUAAUUAGCAAAAUAAAUUAAUUUUGAAUUAAUUAGCAAAAUAAAUUAAUUUUGAAUUAAUUAGCAAAAUAAAUUAAUUUGGAAUUAAUUAGCAACAUAAAUUAAUUUCGAAUCAAUUAGCAAAAUAAAUUAAUUUGGAAUUAAUUAGCAACAUAAAUUAAUUUCGAAUCAAUUAGCAAAAUAAAUUAAUUCGUAAUUAAUUAGCAACAUUUAAAUUAGUUUCGAAUCAAUUAGCAAAAUAAAUUAAUUUGUAAUUAGAAACGUGAAUAAAUUAUUGAAAAUAAUUAUUUUAAAUCAUUAGGUGAAUCGUUUGAAUUAAAUAAUUUAAAAAUUCAAUCAUUUGCAAUAAACAAUUGAAUAAUUUAAUUAUUUAAAUCAAGUUGAGUUUAUAUUGGGUGCAAUUAUAGUCUUUACAACUAUCAUUACAAUUAUAUCGUAUGAACAAUUAAUUACAUUAAUAAAAAUAAUUAUGAAAAAAAUAAAUAAAAAAACUCAAAUAAAAUAACAAA
This is a messenger RNA of Leptopilina heterotoma, 1764 nucleotides long. RefSeq names its product D-altritol 5-dehydrogenase-like. The transcript is spliced from 5 exons. Bases 113 to 1138 code for a protein of 341 amino acids. Gene Ontology annotation, molecular function: zinc ion binding; oxidoreductase activity. Lineage: Eukaryota; Metazoa; Arthropoda; Insecta; Hymenoptera; Figitidae. The record is from RefSeq and is a predicted model, not a curated record.